GAAUUUGUUUUAAUAAAUGAGCUUUAUUCUUCUUUCCCCAAUCGCCUCCUUGAUUUCGCAGCGCGGGAGAUACUUGCCGAUAUUCGCAACAAACGAGUGGUGCAUCACUUACCGCACGUACGCCGUUCUUCUUCUUCUAUCGGCACCAAAACGACGAAGGUAAAUAAUUUUUUUUAGGACGCUAAAAAGUAGGAAACUAGAAAGAGACAAACGGCUAAAUACGCAGAAAACGUAAAACCAAGAAACGUCAAACAGAAUCAAUGGCCGAAUUCUCAGUGGAACGUGUGGAAGACAAGCGGACGGUAAACGGUCGCACAGAAUAUUACCUCAAAUGGAAAGGCUACCCGCGCAGUGAAAACACUUGGGAGCCGGUGGAAAAUCUCGACUGUCCAGACCUCAUCGCCAACUUUGAAGAGUCUCUAAAGAAUAACAAAAAAGAAACCAAGAAGCGGCUAUCCACCUCAUCCACCCCCGAGUCAAUUCGCAGCAAGCGCAAGAGCUUCAUGGAGGACGAGACGGAGGAACAGAAGAAGCUCAUCGGCUUCGAGCGCGGCUUGGAGCCAUCGAAGAUUCUUGGCGCUACCGACUCAUCCGGCCACCUGAUGUUCCUAAUGAAAUGGAAGGGCAGCGACCACGCUGAUCUGGUGCCGGCCAAGCUGGCCAACAUCCGCUGUCCCCAGGUGGUGAUCCAAUUCUACGAGGAGCGCCUUACUUGGCACACCGGCAGCGGGAACGGCAACGGAAACGGCAGUGCAGGAGGCGGCGGGUCAGGAGGCAACGGAGGCCUGGACACUGCAUCGGGAAGCGUUGGAACGCCCGGCGGCAGCACAGCCGAGGGGGACAACGACGAGGAUGUUGGUAGUCCGGCAGAGAGCAUUAACCAGGACGAAAACAUCAAGCCGGAGGAGAGCAGCGAGAUGGGGAAUGGCGAGACCGACGACUAGGUGCCGGGCAAUCCCAGUUGUGGACCUAAAUCUGUAUGGAUACAUACACGCCGGUCCGUUUAUACACACAUAUGCAUAUAUUGUAGCGUAGUCCUUAAGCCUAAAUCUCUAUUUACUAAAGUUACCGUCGCUAGUUCUCAAGGCAAAUUAAUACUAAGUUCAAAUUCGGCAAUUUUUUUUCGUUUAUUCGUUUAUGAAUUCCUAAUACGUCUGCCCGAUCACGUCCUUGCGUACAAGUGCAUGUGUGUGUAUGUGGCACGGGCUAAGAUAAGGAUAAAAGUGUGUAGGACGGAGAAGCUAGUGGCUUCCGAUAAUAAGUCUAAUCUAAGCGGUUAAUUGUAAAAAAUAAUAGUUUCACACACAAAACACAUUUGUCCGUUUGGACGAUCAGAUGACGCCAGUCGAAGCCCUCGGUUCAGCCCCUCCUUGGAAUAAAACGGAAAUAGGGACUCGACUCUACAUCAUGAUUUUCGUUAAAUUAUUGUUUUUUCGAGGAAAGUUGCCUUCUCAGUAAUUUAAAUGUUGCGCCUAAACAACCCAUCCUGGAAAUGGGCACAUUUCUCCCCAUAAUGAGAGGGCAGUUAUGAUUAAGAAAACAGAAUUAAAAUACGAACGAGGAAUAUACUCCGUUCAGUUUGAGUUAUACUCCUAAAUUCAAGCAUUUAGUGGAAUUGUCAAGGCACUUUCCUAAGACACAGUUGAAAAAGAUGUAUUAAAUUGUGUUUAAAAUAAACGUAGUUUUCGAUUACUUCAAGCUAAAAACUGGAAUAAAAUUUUUUUGAAUGAAACGAAUA
Drosophila ananassae is the source of this 1738-nucleotide messenger RNA. RefSeq names its product chromobox protein homolog 1 (gene HP1b). The transcript has a single exon. Gene Ontology annotation, biological process: chromatin organization; negative regulation of transcription by RNA polymerase II. The record is from RefSeq and is a predicted model, not a curated record. NCBI's taxonomy places the organism in Eukaryota, Metazoa, Arthropoda, Insecta, Diptera, Drosophilidae. The coding region runs from base 261 to 944 and encodes 227 amino acids. Gene Ontology annotation, cellular component: pericentric heterochromatin; nucleus. Gene Ontology annotation, molecular function: chromatin binding.